Cyprinodon tularosa is the source of this 2331-nucleotide messenger RNA. It is a transcript of the gene cyp26c1, whose product is annotated as cytochrome P450 26B1. Gene Ontology annotation, biological process: sterol metabolic process. Lineage: Eukaryota; Metazoa; Chordata; Actinopteri; Cyprinodontiformes; Cyprinodontidae. The record is from RefSeq and is a predicted model, not a curated record. Gene Ontology annotation, molecular function: oxidoreductase activity, acting on paired donors, with incorporation or reduction of molecular oxygen; heme binding; iron ion binding. The transcript is spliced from 7 exons. The coding region runs from base 259 to 1857 and encodes 532 amino acids.
ACAGCCUGUUUAACAUUCCUACCAACGUCAGCAGCUGAAGGUGGAUCACUGCGAGCAGCCUGAGCCUAUAAAUCCCUGCUGCAGCGCGCUGCCUCUUCAAGAUCACGCUGCAGGUUGGAACAGAAGCAGGAAAGAGAGCGGAUUCGUGGGUCUGCAGAGGAACAGUGUUAGAGUCUAAUUUUGGGGACAGUGAAUCCCGCCGUGUGACGCACCGGCCCCUAAGCGCGCGCUCGCUCGCAGGUGGAUGCUGAGUUGGAGAUGUUUCCUCUGGUCCAGUUCGGGGUGCUGUCGGCUCUGGCCACCGCGCUCACCUCGCUGCUGUCUGCGCUCCUGCUGCUGGUUCUGACCCGGCAGCUGUGGAGCCUCCGCUGGAGCCUGACCCGGGACAAGGAGAGCAGCCUGCCGCUGCCGAGGGGCUCCAUGGGCUGGCCGCUGGUCGGGGAGACCUUCCACUGGCUCUUCCAGGGCUCUAACUUCCACAUCUCACGUCGGGAACGUCACGGAAAUGUGUUUAAGACCCACCUCCUCGGGAAGCCUCUUAUCAGAGUGACGGGCGCAGAAAAUAUUCGCAAGAUCCUGCUCGGGGAGCACAACCUGGUCUGCACCCAGUGGCCCCAGAGCACUCGCAUAAUCCUGGGGCCCAACACCCUGGUCAACUCUGUGGGAGAUUUACACAGGAGGAAGAGGAAGAUCCUGGCCAAGGUGUUCAGCCGGGCAGCUCUGGAAUCCUACCUGCCACGGGUGCAGGACGUGAUCAAGACCGAAAUCUCCAAAUGGUGCUCCGAGCCCAGCUCCAUCGACGUCUACAGCGCUGCCAAGUCCCUGACAUUCCGCAUCGCCGUCCGGGUCCUGCUAGGCCUGCAGAUGGAGGAGGAGCGCAUCGUUUACCUGGCCAAGAUCUUUGAGCAGCUCAUGAACAACUUGUUCUCGCUCCCCAUCGACACGCCUUUCAGUGGCCUGCGAAAGGGUGUAAAGGCCAGAGAAAUCCUCCACGCCAACAUGGAGAAAAUUAUCGAGGAGAAGAUGCAGCGGCAGCAGGUAGAUGACGACUAUCAAGAUGCCUUUGACCUCAUGCUGGCUGGUGCCAAGGAGCAAGGCCAGGAGCUCAACAUCCAGGAGCUCAAGGAAACAGCCGUCGAGCUGAUCUUUGCUGCCCACUCCACCACAGCCAGCGCCUCCACGUCGCUGGUUCUGCAGCUCCUUCGCCACCCGGCGGUGGUGGAGAAGGCCCGAGCCGAGCUGGAGGCUGAGGGUCUCAGGUGUCAGCCUUACCAAAACCCCCCCACUGUCACAGUGGAAAAGGACCAGGAGCCUGCAGAGACGGAGAUGACCUGCUUGCUGAAGGCCAACGGCCAGUCGGACAGUGGUUCUUCCCGCCCUUGUGUUCCCUACCUGAGCCUGGAAAAGCUGAGCAAGCUCCGCUAUCUUGACUGUGUGGUGAAAGAGGUUCUCCGCUACCUGCCGCCGGUCUCCGGGGGAUACCGCACAGCCCUGAAGACCUUCGAACUAGAUGGCUAUCAGAUCCCUAAGGGUUGGAGUGUGAUGUACAGCAUCCGGGACACCCAUGAGACCGCCCCGGUCUUUCAGAACCCGGAGCAGUUCGACCCUGAGCGGUUCAGCCCUGAGCGGGACGAGAGCCGCUCGUCUCGGUUCAGCUACGUGCCUUUUGGCGGCGGCGUGCGCAGCUGCGUCGGGAAGGAGCUGGCACAGAUCAUUCUCAAGACUCUGGCCGUGGAGUUGAUCGAGACGUGCAAAUGGACCCUGGCUUCGGAGAAGUUUCCCAAAAUGCAGACAGUCCCGAUUGUGCACCCGGUAAAUGGGCUCCACGUACGUUUCUCCUACAGCUACCCGCUUUAGAUACGCUCCAAACGGGACUGUAAGACUUUCCACAGCAAAGCUCACCCAGCUGGUAAAUUCAAGCUCUGAACUCUCCCGUCAUUCAUCCUUUCAUCUCCUCAGACAUGACUGCUAUCCUGCAGCGCUUCUUCAAGAACAUCCUCUAUUUGCGUCUUAAUUUAUUUAUAUAUGUUGCCUUUUACCUGCAGAGGAAGUCGGUUUUCCCUUUUGUUGGAUUGAAAGCACAUAAGCUAAAGUUUCUGUUCAGAAACGAACAGUUCUCUCCAUCCUGUCCCUUUUCUAUUGUCUGUAAAUUAGUUUUAAGUUAUUUUCCAUAUCAAAAUAAGCCAUCAAGUCAAUAGUUUUAAUGCUUUUUUACUUUCUGCUUCUCUGUACCUUCUUCAUCAUUGAACCAGCUAUUUUAUUUAAUAUAACCGGCAUCAGGUUGGUUAUUUUUAGUCUAAGCUAAUGUUUGUCUGUUGUGUAAUCUGAGUU